This is a messenger RNA of Balaenoptera musculus (blue whale), 1347 nucleotides long. Its product is annotated as heterogeneous nuclear ribonucleoprotein U-like protein 2. The record is from RefSeq and is a predicted model, not a curated record. NCBI's taxonomy places the organism in Eukaryota, Metazoa, Chordata, Mammalia, Artiodactyla, Balaenopteridae. Gene Ontology annotation, cellular component: membrane. Gene Ontology annotation, molecular function: protein binding.
AUGGGCCGCCGUCUCCAGGCCCUCCACGCCGACCAACACCCGCCGGGAGCGCGGGAGGGGCGGCCGGGCGGCCUGGCGCGGAAGGGCGGGGCCUCUCCUCACGCAGCAAUUUACCAAAAAAAAAAAGUUCCUGAAGUUCCUGCGGCGGCGGGAGCCAGCGGCCCCACCACUGGCACGCCGAGGCGCGGCAGGUGCCCGAGGCUGGGCCGGCCUGGCGGGGGCCCUAACACACCCCAGUCCCAAAUUUCACUUCUGUGUGAUGAAGAGGCAAAAGAUGAGGAAGAGGAUCAGACUCUUGUGAACCCGGACACGUAUACCUCGGAUCUCCAUUUUCGGGUGAGCAAAGACCGCUAUGGAGGGCAGCCGCUUUUCUCAGAGAAGUUCCCCACGCUUUGGUCUGGGGCAAGAACUUAUGGAGUGACAAAGGGGAAAGUCUGUUUUGAGGCCAAGGUAACCCAGAAUCUCCCAAUGAAAGAAGGCUGCACAGAGGUUUCUCUCCUUCGAGUUGGAUGGUCUGUUGAUUUUUCCCAUCCACAGCUUGGUGAGGAUGGAUUCUCUUACGGUUUCAAUGGACGAGGACUCAAGGCAGAGAAUGGGCAGUUUGAGGAAUUUGGCCAGACUUUUGGGGAGAAUGAUGUCAUUGGCUGCUUUGCUAAUUUUGAGGCUGAAGAAGUGGAACUUUCCUUUUCCAAGAAUGGAGAAGACCUUGGUAUGGCAUUCCGUAUCAACAAGGAAUCCCUGGCUGACCGGCCCCUCCUACCCCAUGUCCUCUGCAAAAAUUGUGUUGUACAAUUAAAUUUUGGUCAGAAGGAGGAGCCCUUCUUCCCACCGCCGGAAGAGUUUGUGUUCAUCCAUGCCGUGCCUGUGCAGGAGCGCGUGCGCACUGCGGUCCCUCCCAAGACCAUAGACGAGUGUGAGGUGAUUCUGAUGGUGGGAUUGCCUGCAUCUGGAAAGACCCAGUGGGCACUGAAAUACGCAAAAGAAAACCCUGAGAAAAGAUACAGUGUCCUGGGAGCUGAGACUGUGCUCAAUCAAAUGAGGAUGAAGGGGCUCGAAGAGCCACAGAUGGACCCCAAAAGCCGAGACCUUUUAGUUCAGCAAGCCUCCCAGUGCCUUAGUAAGCUGGUCCAGAUUGCUUCCCGGACAAAGAGGAACUUCAUUCUUGAUCGGUGUAACGUGUACAACUCUGGCCAAUGGCGGAAGCUAUUGCUGUUCAAGACUUUCUCUCGGAAAGUGGUGGUGGUCGCCUGGAAGAAGAGGCUGCAGCUGAGGAAGGAAGUGGAGGGAGACGAUGUGCCUGAGUCUAUAAUGCUGGAGAUGAAAGGUGGGCUAAACUCUACAAGUUAG